GCUGCGGGACGCCGCCGCGGUCACCCAAGAGAAAGCAGAGUCCGAGGGAAACCUCUCCGGCGGGAAGUCCGUGGAGGAGCUCUCGGGGCAUGAGUCCAGCAUGACAGAUGAAGGCAUUGUAACAGAGCCGGAAACGGGCCCCACCGGCGCUGCCUACCAGGACCUUGAUCGCAUGGUGGCGGCUUGGAAAUUGCCCGGCGUUGGCCAAGCGGAAAGCAGACCCCUCCGAGCCGGCGGCAAAGAGGGACCUCUCCCGGCGCACACCGCCAGAAUGAAUCACGAGGGCCCCGCUGUUGACGAUGCCCUUGACGGCAAAGCCAUGGCCCAAGCGUCCUCGGAGGCCCCUUCCACCCCGAGCACCCUGCGGCGCCGAAGGAAGUUUCCCUCGGUGGGUAACAGCGGGUCCGAAUCCAGCAAUGGGAGCAACGGGGAGUCCGGCAGCGACACCUACAGGUCCUUGAGUGACCCCAUGCCGCACCGCAGGUGCUCGAUCACGGAAGAGGCCAAGAACUUCUCCAUGGACAGCAAUCUCCUGGGGUCCCUCAGCGCCAAGGCCGGCAUGCCGGAGGCUUCGGCCAUCGCUCGGUCGGAGUGCACGGGGAGCGCCGCCAGCGACCUGUCCGUGUGCAGCGACGGCGUCAAAGACUACAGCCGGGUCAUCCAGAACAUUGUGAGCCAGCCCGGCGCCAUGGACAAGGUGAUCGACGAGAAGGGGAACGGCAAGACCAUCAAGAAGAAGUCUUUCAGCGACCCCAGCCGCCGCGGGGACCUGGCCAGCGCUGGCUUUGAGGGCCCCGGCGAGCCCAUCAGCGAGCUGGACCAGACCAUCCCGCCUUCCAGCAGCGAGCCCAUCCUCUCCGAGCAGCGGGACGAGGCGAGGGAGCUGGAGGAGCUGGCCCCGGAGGCCGGGAAGCUGCGCUCUCAGUCCGAACACGUCCUACCGGCGCAGCCAGGAGCCGGCACUGCGGGGGAGGCCGGCCAGGGCUACAGUUUUGACCCCAAGCUUGCGGAAGUCCUGUCCCCCCGGGUCCUCCGGCGCAGCUCCAAGAAGCGCAACAACCGGGUGACCCACCAGGAGAACAACCAGACGCCGUUCUCAAGCCCUGCUCCCGCUCCCGCCACCGUCAGCAGGUCCCGGCUGGCCUCCAAGCAUGUCCGGCACACGAGCGAGCCUUCCACCUUCAUCCCCAUUUCGUCCCCGGACCCGCCUGCAACGCUCGGCCACAAUGUGCACAUCACCAUGCCGGAGCCAUCCCGGCUCCCCGUCAAGGCCUACCCCGUGCUCCAAGCGCCAUCCUUGGAGGAUGUUACCAAGCAGUACAUGCUGAACCUCAACUCUGGGGACUCGACUUCUGCUAGCCCUGUGGAUAUGCCCAGAUCGUCACCAGCGACGCCAACGACUUCGGAGCCCAAGCUGCUGCGAUGUCCGAAGCAGCAGGAGGACCACGGCUCCGGUGGUGCCAGGACCAAGCCCCAAGUGGAUAUGAGGAAACAUGUCACCAUGACCCUCCUGGACACGGAGCAGUCCUACGUGGAAUCCCUCCGCACCCUGAUGCAGGGUUACAUGAAACCUUUGAAGCAACCAGAAAACUCCAUCCUCUGCGACCCCUCCCUGGUGGACGAGAUCUUCGACCAGAUCCCUGAGCUGCUGGAGCACCACGAGCAGUUCCUGGAGCAGAUCAGCGAGUGCGUGCAGAACUGGCACGAGAAGCAGAAAGUGGGAGACCUGCUGGUACAAUCUUUUUCCAAGGAUAUCCUGGUGACCAUUUAUUCGGCCUACAUCGACAACUUCCUCAAUGCCAAGGACGCUGUGAGGAUAGCCAAGGAAGCCAGGCCAGCCUUCAUGAAGUUCCUGGAUCAAAGCAUGAGAGAGAACAAGGAGAAGCAGGCAUUGUCCGACCUGAUGAUCAAGCCUGUGCAGCGGAUCCCGCGCUAUGAGCUGCUGGUUAAGGACCUCCUGAAGCACACGCCCGAGGACCACCCCGACUACCCCUUCCUAAUAGACGCCCAAAGGAACAUCAAGCAAGUGGCCGAGAGGAUCAACAAAGGCAUGAAGAGUGCCGAGGAAGUAGAGAGGAAUGCCAGAAUAGUACAAGAGAUCGAGUCCCACAUUGAAGGGAUGGAGGACCUUCAGGCCCCUCUGCGGAAGUUCCUGCGCCAGGAGAUGGUGAUAGAAGUGAAGGCGGUGGGUGGGAAGAAGGACCGCUCGCUCUUCCUCUUCACGGACCUGCUGGUUUGCACCACGCUGAAGCGCAAGUCGGGGUCCCUGCGGCGCAGCUCCAUGAGCCUCUACACGGCAGCCAGCGUCAUAGACACUGCCAGCAAGUACAAGCUGCUCUGGAAGCUGCCCCUGGAGGACGUGGACGUUGUGAAAGGGGCCUCCCAGUCCACCAACCGCGAGAGCAUCCAGAAAACCAUCUGCCGCCUGGACGAGGACCUGAGCACGCUGGGCCAAGUCAGCAAGCUCUCCGAGACUCUCAGCUUCCCCCACCAGAGCCUGGACGACGUGAUCAAGGACCUGAUGGCUGCCAUCCACCGGGAGCUGGCCGAGAAGCAGUCCCUGUCCUUCAGCAUGUCCUUCCCACCCAACAAAGUAGAGCUCACCACCACCAAGGCUGACGGCACCGAGUCCUUUGUCUUCGAGUUCCCCAACCCCGAUGCUCGGCACAGCUUCGAACAGGCUUUUGAGGAUGCCAAGAAGAAGCUGGCUUCCAACAAAAACUGCCUGGACCCUGAGUUCCUGAAGGCAAUUCCCAUCAUGAAGACACGCAGUGGGAUGCAGUUCUCCUGCGCCUCCCCCAGCCACAGCGGCCCCGAGAGCGCCUUUGAGGUGUGGGUGUGCAACAGCGAUGGCUACGUGGGGCAGGUCUGCCUCCUCAGCAUCAAGAAGGAACCCACAGUCGAGGCCUGCAUCGCCGUCUGCUCAGCCAGGAUCCUCUGCAUUGCCUCCGUGCCAGGCCUCAAGAGGAUAUACAGGGAUCGUCCUGAGUCACUGGUGAGCCCUUCCACCGAGCCGGCUCCUUCGGCGCUGGAUGAUGCGGGGCCCCAGCAGUGCCUGCACAUCUCCAUCUCCGGCUCCUCCCUGGAGCUCUCAGAGCCUGUGGACAGCGCCAACCGGGAGCUGAUGCCUUUCGACAGCGAUGACACAGAUGAUGAGUCCUCGCCCAGCCCCUCGGGCACCCUCCAGAGCCAGGCCAGCCACUCCACCAUCUCCUCCAGCUUUGGAAACGAAGAGAUGCCAAGCUCCAAAGACGUGACAGCCGAGACGACCAGCUCCGAAGAGGAGCAAGACCCUGGCUUCCUCCCCAUCUCUAGUGCUUUCAGUCAGACCAGGAACAGUGAGAGCCCCAUGGACGGCCGGGCCAUGCGGCGGUCGAGCCGAGGGUCUUUCACCAGGGGCAGCCUGGAGGACCUGCUGAGCACUGACCCCGAGGCCUAUCAGAGCUCCAUGUGGCUGGGCACCGAGGAUGGCUGCAUCCAUGUGUACCAGUCCUCAGACAACAUCCGCAACAGGAAGAACAGCAUGAAGAUGCAGCACUCGGCCUCCGUCAUGUGUAUCCUGUACCUCGAUAACCAGGUCUUUGUGUCACUGGCAAACGGAGAGCUCAUUGUCUACCAGAGAGAAGCAGGGCGUUUCUGGGACCCCCAGAACUCCAAGUCCCUGUCCCUGGGCUCGCCCGGGAGCCCUGUCACUAAGAUGGUAUCGGUGGCUGGGAAGCUGUGGUGCGGCUGUCAGAACAGAGUCAUCAUCCUCAACACGGGCACACUUCUCCAGGAGCACGCGUUCCAAAUCGGGCAGGACAACAACCGCAGCGUGACUUGCAUGGUGAGCUCCAGCCCUGGGAUCUGGAUCGCACUCCAGAGCAGCGCCCAGGUGCGGCUUUACCACGCCACCAGCUACGAGCAACUGGCUGAAGUGGACAUCACGCCGCCUGUCCACAAGAUGCUGGCAGGCUCAGAUGCCAUCAUCCGGCAGCACAAGGCUGCCUGCUUGCGGAUCACAGCGCUCCUGGCCUGCAAGGACUUGCUGUGGAUUGGCACGAGCGCCGGAGUGGUGCUGACACUGUCCAUCACAGCCAACGCCUCCAUCUGGAAGAUGCCGCCGACACUGGUGGGCUUGUCCCAGGGCCACACGGGCCACGUCCGCUUCCUCACCUCCAUCGAGCUGCCGGACGGCUUUGACAUCCUCUUCCCUCUGCCAAGGGAUCCAGGUACUGAGAAGCCAAGCGAGGUGGAAAAGAGGGACUCGACAAGGCACCGGGCCUCUAACAUGGCCCUGUCCAAAUCUAAGAUGCUCGUGAUCAGCGGCGGGGACGGCUACGAGGACUUCCGGCUCACCAACAGCAGCGAGACCGUGGGGCGAGACGACAGCACGAACCACCUGCUUCUGUGGAGGGUCUGAUCAGCCCCUGCUGUGGAGGGAGGAGCGCCGGCUCCAGCCCUGCCGAUCACGGACACUGUCGUGGCCUCCCGGUCCCAUCGGCCCCUCGACCCCUCUCCCCACGCAUGUUUCGUCACCUGCCUUGGAGGCUCCAGCCCGCAUGUGGGCCACGUGCCGCCCAGCGGAGAGGGCCAGCGGCAGCAGGGAGAGAGGAGCCCCAUCGCGAGGUACCGUGUACAGACCACAUUGCACAGCCUGCGCUUAACCCCGCCCGCGUGUAUGUGUAUCCGUGCCUGCGGGGAGAGCUGCACGGAGAGCCCGGGCUUCUGUGGCAUUGCCCCAAAGGGGCCGUGAGGAGGAGGCGGCGGCAGCCGUCUUAGGGAGAGAGCAGGGAAGGGAACCCGUCUUCUGUGCCAUAAACGAAGAGCACGGUAAACGCCCGGCCACUAGCUAAGGACAAACGCAGGCCUCAGACCCGGGUACACCCCAUGGAGGGCAGCAGGCCACCCCUUUAUCCAUGCAUCUGGCCAAGAGCCCCUCUUGCACCUCCGCCAAACUCGC
Alligator sinensis (Chinese alligator) is the source of this 4942-nucleotide messenger RNA. RefSeq names its product Rho guanine nucleotide exchange factor 17 (gene ARHGEF17). The record is from RefSeq and is a predicted model, not a curated record. The transcript is spliced from 21 exons. Bases 101 to 4402 code for a protein of 1433 amino acids. NCBI's taxonomy places the organism in Eukaryota, Metazoa, Chordata, Crocodylia, Alligatoridae. Gene Ontology annotation, biological process: actin cytoskeleton organization. Gene Ontology annotation, molecular function: guanyl-nucleotide exchange factor activity; protein binding.